Molecule: messenger RNA, 2489 nt
Organism: Lactuca sativa (garden lettuce)
Lineage: Eukaryota; Viridiplantae; Streptophyta; Magnoliopsida; Asterales; Asteraceae
Product: BTB/POZ domain-containing protein At1g63850
Molecular function (GO): protein binding
Source: RefSeq, a predicted model, not a curated record
UUAUUUCAUCGUCAAAUGGUCCUUGUUUUGCAAUAGCAUAGCAGUGGUAUUUGAUUUUUCAAGUUUCAAACGAUAUCUGAAUUAUUAUUGUCAUAUGUAUUUGAAUCCAAUAUGGAUCGGUUCUUCUUGUUGUCUCUGACACAUCGUAUGUAAACUGUGACACCUGUCAGUUUCUCUCUCACACACAGCAUCAUUACACAUAGUGUCUUGUAUCAACCGCCGUUAACAAACAAGAUUUACAAGAUAUCUUGAUCUGUACAACUUAGAUGCCAAAUUAACCUAAAAAACAACAAAAGACCACCCCAUUCAUAUGGCAGCUACUGCCUCUUCACAGUCAAACAACCACCCUCAGAAGAAGAAACCCACAGCCAUCAUUAGGUUCAGACGCCGCCGUAUCAAAGAAACCACCAUUUCCACCUCCGCGACUUCUAAUACAACCACCACUCACCACCAUCACCCAUCUGCUGUUUCCCCUGAAAACACCUCCUGGUGCUGCCCUCCCGCUGUCUCUUCCUACAAGCCCCCGCCUCCACCGUCGGUAACAACCGCCACUAACCCACAACCCAUUUCAAUUCCACCAGCAGCGUCUCCCUCACCGGAAUCUUUAUCCACUGAAAAGAAUCAACCUUCACAUUUCAAUUAUCGGUCAAAUCUUGAAAAUCCCAGAUCGAUACCCACAAUGACAACUACCACCACUGUCUACGGCGCCGCCGGCAACAAUCAAGAAGCAUUGCCGUCUUCCUUUACCCAAUUUAACUCUGCCCUCACUGCCGGACUUUUAAAUCCCGUAUCGUCGCCACCACCGACCACCGAUAAAACCCGAUCCAGCCCCACCCUUUUCGAAAUGAUGGCUAACGAACCCGAUUCUAAGAUCCCCAACAAUGGUUCAAUUACAACUCCAAAAAGACCCAGUAAUGGCCAUGUGAUCCCACCGCCGAUGAUAAUUGACAAGCAAAUUUUGAUGCAACAAAGACUGUCUGAUAUUCUGUCCUGUCGUAGCCCCGGAAAUCAGUUCAAUGAUCCAAAUUCGAGUGAUGUGAAACUCACUUUGAGCUCCAAAGAUGGGUUUAGUGUUUCUAUGAAUGUUCAUCGGCAGAUCUUAGUUGUUCACAGUCGUUUUUUCGCAGAUAAGCUAUCUGAUUAUCGUCGGAAAUCGGGUCUACAAGGGCAACAAUUAAAAGGUUUAAUUGAUAAUGUUAAUCCGUUCGUUGUUGAGAUUUCUGAUUGUGAUGAUAUCGAGGUGUACAUAGAGUCGAUUAGGUUGAUGUAUUGUAAAGAUUUAAGGAGGAAGCUGAUGAAGGAUGAUGUUCCUAGGGUUCUUGGUAUCUUGAAGGUAUCAGCAGCAAUCGGAUUCGAUGCUGGAGUUUUAUCUUGUUUGGAGUACUUAGAAGCUGCUCCAUGGGCCGAGGAUGAAGAAGAAAAGGUUGCAGCUUUAUUAUCUGAGCUCAGGCUUGAAGGAGUCGGCGCAGGUGAAGUUUUAAAAAGGGUUUCCAUAGAUGUUACACCUGGAGAAGAUGACACCAACGACAACCAAGAAGUACUUCUUAAGCUUUUACACGUUGUUCUAGAAGGAAAAGAUGAAAAAGCAAGAAGAGAGAUGAAAGUUUUGGUCUCAAAAAUGCUUCAUGAAAAUUCAUCAAGAAACGAUUUGAAGAAAGAAUCUUUGUAUUCGGCUUGUGAUAAAUGUCUAAAUUUGUUACGACACCAUUUCUUGAAAGCGUCUAAAGGAGACUUUGAAGAAGUGGCUCAAAUCACACGACAAUCGGGUAACCUACAUUGGCUUCUUGAUAUUUUAAUCGAUAGACAAAUAUCCGAAGAUUUUUUAAAGAUAUGGGGAUCACAGACUGAAUUAUCUCAAGUGCAUUCCAAAGUGCCUGCCCUUCAUAGAUACGAAAUCAGUAGAGUUACAGCAAGAUUCUUUGUUGGGAUUGGAAAAGGUCAACUCUUGGCUUCCAAAGAGUCAAGAUGCUUGCUUUUACAAACAUGGUUGGUACCUUUUUAUGAUGAUUUUGCUUGGAUGAGGAGAGGGUUGAAAGGGCUAGAUCGUAAUUUAGUUGAAGAUGGGUUGAGCAAUACUAUAUUGACUUUGCCUCUUGCUUGGCAACAAGAAAUCUUGAUGUCCUGGUUUGACCGGUUUUUAAACUCGGGUGAUGAUUGCCCGAAUAUACAAAGAGGGUUUGAAGUUUGGUGGAAAAGAGCGUUUUGGAGAAAGCCCCACACAUGAUUGCUCAACCAUGGUGUGUUUGUUUAAUUUCUUUUUUCAUAUAGCAACUAAUGUCAUUGCUAUCUCAAUCGAUUUUGCAUUUUUUUCACUUAAUUUAUAUCUGAUACGGGUCUUGAAUCUUGAUGAGUAUCUUAAUGGUAAGUAGGUGAAAAAUCCAUGAGAAAUCUCUGUUAUAUUGUGAUUUACCUUUCUAAUAUUGGCCGGGGGACCGUUGAUGGUGUAUACCUUUAUAUAAAUACAAGAAGUUACAAUUUUUUUUUUCUUA